Messenger RNA from Zalophus californianus (California sea lion), 2134 nucleotides. It is a transcript of the gene ADA, whose product is annotated as adenosine deaminase. The transcript is spliced from 12 exons. Gene Ontology annotation, biological process: adenosine catabolic process; purine ribonucleoside monophosphate biosynthetic process; negative regulation of adenosine receptor signaling pathway. NCBI's taxonomy places the organism in Eukaryota, Metazoa, Chordata, Mammalia, Carnivora, Otariidae. The record is from RefSeq and is a predicted model, not a curated record. Gene Ontology annotation, cellular component: external side of plasma membrane; cytosol. Gene Ontology annotation, molecular function: adenosine deaminase activity. Bases 90 to 1184 code for a protein of 364 amino acids.
AGAGGAUCGUGGCGCGCAGCCGUCCCGGCAGGUCCCCGGGGUGAGCACCGACCGGCGGAGGGAACGACGCAGGGCGCACGCUUGGCACCAUGACCCAGACACCUGCCUUCGACAAGCCCAAAGUGGAACUGCAUGUCCAUCUAGAUGGGGCCAUCAAGCCUGAAACCAUCUUAUACUAUGGCAGGAAGAGGGGGAUUGCCCUCCCGGCUGAGACCCCAGGGGAGCUGCAGGACAUCAUCGGCAUGGACAAGCCGCUCAGCCUCUCAGGCUUCCUGGCCAAGUUUGACUACUACAUGCCCGCCAUCGCGGGCUGCCGGGAGGCCAUUGAAAGGAUUGCCUAUGAAUUCGUCGAGAUGAAGGCCAAAGAGGAUGUGGUGUAUGUGGAGGUGCGCUACAGCCCGCACCUGCUAGCCAACUCCAAAGUGGAACCGAUCCCCUGGAAUCAGGCCGAAGGCGACCUCACCCCGGAUGAGGUGGUAGCUCUGGUGAGCCAGGGCCUGCAGAAGGGAGAGCAAGACUUUGGGGUGAAGGUGCGGUCCAUCCUGUGCUGCAUGCGCCACCAGCCCAACUGGUCCCUGGAGGUGGUGGAGAUGUGUAAGAAGUACCAGCACCAGACUGUGGUGGCCAUGGACCUGGCCGGAGAUGAGAACAUCAAAGGGAGCAGCCUCUUCCCAGGACACGUGAAGGCCUUCGAGGAGGCUGUGAGGAGUGGCAUUCACCGCACUGUCCACGCAGGGGAGGUGGGCUCCGCCGAGGUGGUGAGAGAGGCUGUGGACACGCUCAGGACAGAGAGGCUGGGACAUGGCUACCACACGCUGGAGGACGAGACCCUCUAUGCCAGGCUGCGGCAGGAGAACAUGCACUUCGAGGUUUGCCCCUGGUCCAGCUACCUCACAGGCGCCUGGAAGUGGGACACGGAGCACGCGGUGGUUCGGUUCAAACACGACCAGGCUAACUACUCACUCAACACAGAUGACCCACUCAUCUUCAAGUCCACCCUGGAAACGGAUUACCAGAUGACCAAACAGCACAUGGACUUUACCGAAGAGGAGUUCAAGAGACUGAACAUCAAUGCGGCGAAGUCCAGUUUCCUCCCGGAAGAUGAGAAGAAGCAGCUUCUUGAUCUGCUCUAUAACGCCUAUGGGAUGCCAUCUUUGGCCGCUGCAGCAGGGCAGCAUCCCUGAAGACGUCAUGGCCACCUCUCCAAGCCCUCACCCUGUGGAUGGAGCCUCCCCAGCGCUGUGGGAUUGAAUGACACUUACCUUUACUCCUUCGAGGAAGAUCGGCAUAGUCAGCUACUGCUGCUCUUGAAGCCCGUGUGCCUGUUUCUCCACACACGAAUACCUCGGCACACCGCAUCUCUCCUCUGACUACGGGCCAGAGUCUGGUUGGAUCUGAAACCUUCCUCCUGUGGUGACUCAUGCUGAAAAUCUGGUGCUCAAUAAAGAAGCCAAUGGCUGGUACUAUGCAGCGCCAUGGUCUUGGGCGGAGUGGGAACGGAAGGAGCCUCUGGGCUCCCAGACUUGGGCAGCCUGCUCAGCAGCAGGGUCCUGAGAUCCUGGGUGGGGGCUGUGAGGAGGAAGCUAGAGCUUCUAACCCUGGGGGCAAAGACGGGACCACAGUCUGCCUUCCCUCCAGAAGAAACAAGGCUUCUCUUGAAUGAAUCUGCUUAAAUGCUCCCUCUUAGCCCCCUCCCACUGUAGGUUUUAAGGGCUGGGCCUGCCCAUCUGGGUGAGCUGUGGACUAGGGUGAGCAAGAGGGACAGAUGGAAGACUCAUCAGGCACCGGGCCAAAGAGGGUGCCAGCCUCUGUGAAGACCAGCCUCUUCUCAGGUACUUCCUUGCUCAGAAGCCCAGGGCAGUGAUGGGUCCCAGCUAACUGUGGACUUGGGGAAACCAGGCCCACCCCUACUUUUGCUGUUUAAAGGAGAAAUAAUCGUAAACCAGUCACACAAAUCAUCUGCAUUUAUUUCCUGGGUCCUAGGUGUCACUUAUCUUGGUAGAAAGGGCAGAGUUGAUCAGACAGUUUUGAGCACAAAACCCCUUCCCUAGAAAUGGAUCUGUAGAGCUCCAUGAGGGGACGCAGAGCUGCAUAGAUGGUCAGUUUAACUUAUAAUGCCUUCCAAAAAAGACCC